CUUGGUUGCAUUAUCAUUCCUCACUCUUAACGAGAGAUAUGGCCUAAAUGGCGUGCUGCUUGCAGCAUGUUGCAAACCACUACCGGCCAUUGGUACGUUGCAAUGAGCAGGAACAAACAUUCCCAAGACGAGACAUCCAAGGAUAGGGAAGCCUUCCGCAUACCAGUCGGCCUGGCUAUCGUGCCUUUUGACUUUUGGCUAUCAGUAUUCGAUCAGAUGGCGCUUCUGAUGGCUUCGCCCAGCGUUCUGCCUCGUGGGUGAAAUCCGUAGCGUUCUGGAGGCGAGAUGCGCUAUUGGUCACUGCCCACUCUGCCUCGCAAUCGGCCUGCAGCCCAUCAAAGCUAGGCAUUCUCAGCCUGGCCGAUAUAUCAACCCGUCGCGUUGCCGUUCCUUCUUUUCCUCAUUUGCGUCGGUUUCAUCUUUGGCAUCCUGGCACCUAUUGUCGAGCCGCUACAUUGAUCAAUAGCGACGUCCAACUGAAUCAUGGCCGAUCCUUUGACAGCCUUCGGUGCAGCUGCCGGCGCCGUUCAGAUUGCCGACGUAGCCUUACGAGCUAGUGGCGAGGCAUACGGAUUCCUUGCGGCGGUCAAGGACGCAGGCAAGGAUGUUCAAGCUCUGAGAGAUACCUUGUGCGGCGUAGAGUCAAAUAUUCGCAGUCUACGAAACUACGUCAGCAAAUUCAGCAAGUCGAAGAAUGCUAGAGAGGAAUUCGAGGUGCUCCCGGAAGCCAUUACCGGGACGCUGAUGCGCUUCCACGAUGAUAUGGUCUACCUGAAAUCCGUUCUCCCACGGAAACCAUCGCCAACUCUCGCACAGAAGGUUCGAUGGGCGUAUAACAGACAUAGGGUUGCCAGCGCGAUAAAAAGGCUGAACGACCGUAAGACUGACCUGAACAUUGCGCUAGCAAUCACUGGGCGGUAAGUAUAGUAUCCGCCUCAAGUUUAGGUUCCAAACAAGAGACCACUAAUUUCAGUCUCAGUCAGCAUGAUCUAAAUCUUCGACAAGAUACCGCAGAGUUGAGCGCAACUCUGGUGAGAACUAAAGAUAAGAUUAUGG
Trematosphaeria pertusa is the source of this 1056-nucleotide messenger RNA. RefSeq lists its product as uncharacterized. The transcript has 2 exons. The record is from RefSeq and is a predicted model, not a curated record. NCBI's taxonomy places the organism in Eukaryota, Fungi, Ascomycota, Dothideomycetes, Pleosporales, Trematosphaeriaceae. Bases 484 to 921 code for a protein of 145 amino acids.